UUAAAAGUUAAAAGCCAUUUCAUUCACUUCCCUUUGUGGGAAAAUCAAAAUCCCAUAUCUGAAGAAAUUGAGUCAGAGAGACACAAACAGAUGUUAAGAAAUUGAAACCAAACCAAACCAUGGCAGGAGGAAGCAGGAACAUGAGCAUUCUGACAUCUCGUACAAGCUCUCGGUCGGUGACGGAGACGGUGAACGGUUCUCACAAGUUCGUGAUCAAGGGUUACUCUCUGGCGAAGGGUAUGGGAGUUGGCAAGCACAUCGCCAGCGAAACUUUCACCGUCGGAGGGUACCAGUGGGCAAUCUACUUCUACCCCGACGGCAAGAACCCCGAGGACAAUUCCGCCUAUGUCUCCGUCUUCAUCGCGCUCGCCUCCGAGGGUACCGAUGUUCGCGCUCUUUUCGAGCUCACCUUGCUCGAUCAGAGCCCCAAUGCUAAGCAUAAGGUCCAUAGCCACUUCGAUCGCUCGCUCGAGAGCGGUCCCUAUACUCUCAAGUACCGUGGGAGCAUGUGGGGGUACAAGCGUUUUUUCAAACGGGCUCAGCUUGAGGCAUCAACCUUCCUGAAGGAUGACUGCUUGAAGAUAAACUGCACUGUUGGUGUUGUGGUGUCAUCCAUAGAUUGUUCAAAGUUGAACAUUAUACAGGUUCCUGACUCUGAUGCUGGAGAGCAUUAUGGUAUGCUGUUGGAGAGCGAGGAAGGAUCUGAUGUUACUUUCUGUGUUGGCGGAGAAAGGUUUCGUGCACAUAAGCUUGUUUUGGCUACCCGGUCAUCUGCGUUUGAAACUGAGUUUUUCAAUGGGAUGGAGGAAGAUGAUCGUGACAUAGUCAUUGAUGACAUGGAACCUAAGGUUUUCAAGGCGUUGCUUCAUUUUAUUUAUAGAGACUCUCUUAUAGAAGAUGAAGAGCUCUUUAUGUCGCGUUCAUCAUUCUGGCCUUCAGUAUCUGAAACAUUUGCAGCAAAAUUGUUAGCUGCUGCAGAAAAGUAUGGUUUGCCAAGACUUAAGCUGAUGUGUGAGUCUGUAAUUUGCAAAGACAUAUCAAUAGAUUCUGUUGCCUAUAUUCUGGCUCUUGCUGAUCGUCAUCAUGCUACAGAACUGAAGUCCAUCUGUCUACAAUUUUCUGCUGAAAACCUUGUUGCUGUGAUGCAAUCAGAUGGUUUUGAGUAUCUCAAGGAAAACUGUCCAUUACUGCAAUCGGAACUGCUUAAAACGGUGGCUGGAUGCGAGGAGGAAUCGAGUGGAGAAGGAAAAUGUAGAAGCGUGUGGGCCCAAUUUUCUGAUGGUGGUGACACCAAUGAUCGUAGUGUGAGACAACAAACCUGGGAAAAUGGAGCUGAAAGAAGUCAAAGCUUAUGGGUUAACCUUUCUGAUGGUGUUAACAACAAUGAUAGGAGUCCAGAGCAAGAAGCUUGAUGAGGUAAACUUCCAUCUCUUGUCAGUUAGCCUCAAAUGGUAGAUUAAAGGUACUGCAGGGUCAAGAAUAACCUCCAUUCUUUGGGUGGGCAAAGGAUGGAUGCAUGUAAAAACAAUAUAAAAAAACCAGGCUGGAUACUGCCACCAUUGUAACAUGUCUCAUAAAUGCUAUUGUUUUCUUUGAUUGAUAAUAUGAUUACAAGGAUGAAGUGGUACUUAUAUGUCCAUUGAUCCUUGUAUGAAAACUUUUGGGGAAUCUUAUCCUGAAGAACCGGUCAUGCUUUGCUUGAUGGAUGUGUUUUGUGAAGACAAUUUAUUUUCAGGCUGCAAAAGAUUAUUUAGUAGUCAAUACACAAUAGACAGUAUUGUCUGAGACUUGUCUUGUUUCCUCAUAGUCCCAGACUCCCAGUUCAGUUAAAAAAUGAUGAGAAUCAUGAACCGACCGAUUUAUGCAGGGAUUUGUUGGGACAAGUUAACGGGUUAUUGGCACAAGACCAGCCUGCAGUUCUUCGCUUCGCUUUUUUUAUUUUAUUUCUGUGGACAUUAUUCCUUUUUCCGUCUUCCGAAGAGGAUGGGGAGGAAUGAGCUAUGUCGUACAACCAACCACCAGUGAGGAAGAAGCCCUUGCUGGUAGCUUGUUCAUUUUGUAACAUUAGUCAUGUAUCUUUUAAUAUUAAUGAAUGUUAGCAUUAGUUGGCAAAAUGAGAUGAAGUGGCUAAACAAUCUAGUUCACCGUUGAUUGUAAUGAGAUCUUUCUUUCUGCUCUAUUUCUUUUUCUUUUUUAGGGUUAGGGGGGCCUUUCUUACCUGGCUGUUGACCACAGGACAAUAUUUCAUGCUUGUUUACUAUAACUAUGGAAAUCUUCAUCCUUGUUGAUUUAGGAAACACCUAUUGCUUC
Lotus japonicus is the source of this 2310-nucleotide messenger RNA. Its product is annotated as BTB/POZ and MATH domain-containing protein 4-like. Gene Ontology annotation, molecular function: protein binding. Lineage: Eukaryota; Viridiplantae; Streptophyta; Magnoliopsida; Fabales; Fabaceae. Gene Ontology annotation, biological process: protein ubiquitination. The record is from RefSeq and is a predicted model, not a curated record. Bases 120 to 1412 code for a protein of 430 amino acids. The transcript has 4 exons.